AUGGGUGACUUCGAUUGUUACUGCAUUCUAUGCGCUGUCACCUUAAACCUCUGGUCUAUCGGGAUUGGAUCGAGGAAGGGAAAGGAUUUGCGCAAGAGGGAGCGUAAGGUAGACAGAGAAAAGAGGAGCCUUGCUAGAAGGCGUGUUGGAGAGAACCGGUACUCGCCGGAAGUCGAGAGCGAAGAUGGUGACAGUGGAGCGGAAGAUGCGCCUGACGACGAAGCCAUCAAGAAGCGACUCAUUGAGCUGCAAGAGCAAGCCGAAGAUGAUGCAGACUCUGACUUUGAAGACGAAGACAAAUCCCAUUCUUCAAACUCAUCUGAAGACACAGAGUCCAUCGACAGCAACGACUCCGACUUGCCGACAGGAUCAUUUGAGAUUAACGACGUGGCUAUGCGACCUCUCACCCCCGAACCAGAGCCCGAGCCUAUGGAAGAAGUAGACAGUGAUAGUUGGUCACAAGCUUCCGAGUUAUCUCUUGAGGAUGAAUGGAUCCCCCAUAACAGAACCGAUCGCCAUGACGAGGAAGACAGCUUCGAUCCUAGACUACUCCGACUAGAAGACUUGGUGUGGCUCAAUCGAAGCCGAGCACUGGCACUCAAUCAUGAGUCUUCUUCAGACUACCCAAAAGCCUAUUUCUCUGGCAGAGGUCGAUACGAGGGCCUCGGCGGGUUUGAGGUUAAGAAACCUGGACAAGAUCCGAACGAUCCUGGUGAAUCCUCGCUGAACGUCACGGCAUACGAUAGCGAGGAGAACAUGGCUUUUCCGUUCCACGAGGCUUGUUUUAAUAUUCUCGCGAACAGCGUAGGGCUUGAGAGGGGAAGGGAAGUUAACAAGGAUGUAAUGUGGGAGGCCAUGAGAGCCCAAUUGACGGAUGAAAGACCUGUUUUGAAUGUCGAUUAUAAGCUUGACAUGUGCCAAGAACAAUAUUGGCACAAUACUCCAGGUGAGGAGUAUUCGGUGUGCGAUCCUUCUCCGCGACCCUCUCUCAGAGAAAGGAUUCCAGAUAUAUUACCCGCCUGUAUCCUGGGUAGAGCCUCGGAGGUUGUGGACUUGUCGGACAAAGUGCGUAGCGAUCCAACCCACGUCCUUCCAUACGACAUUCUCCUCGAAAUCAUUGGAUACAUGGACACGGAGGACAUGUUAUCAUUUAUGAAAGCAUCCUACCACGUCAACAGCUACACUCGUGAAGCUGCCUUCUGGAAACACAUGCUACGCAUUCGAAUCUUGCCUUGGUUUGACGAACUCUGUUACUUCGUCGAGACUACCAGUACUGAUGCAAUCGACUAUAAAGGCCUCUUUCUCUGGAUCGAUGCAUUAACUCGUCCCGAAAUUGGCAACCAGGGGCCGCUUAUGCACAUAGCGAACCGACGCAGGAUCUGGGAGUGCUGUCAGCCACUAGCCACGCUUUACAAGGAAAAGGUUGGCCCGGUCAAACCUGCUGAACUGGAAAAUUCAGAGGAAGCCAAGGCGAUACUAGAGAGUUCGUUAUGCUUGCACAUGCCAAUGACAAUGUAUCCGGCACCCGAGGAUCCGGAAAUCAUUUCUGCACAAUUCAUCCACGCAUGGAAUGAGAUUGGUCAUCGCUCAUGCGUCCUUGACACGUACUGGAAUGAUCACGGUUCACGGCAGGAUGCGUUCUUAGUUGGCAUAUCCAUUACGUUGGGUGGGCAACGACGAUUACUUGGUAGUGCGGAGGGGAAAUCGGGACGUCCAUUGCAUAUUGAAAGUGGAGAAUGGAUCAAGCAGAUCAUAUGCAAAAUCGAUGAGAUCGAUAUGUUAAACAACAAUGAAGACAGGAGCGCGUACCGCGGACCUGAGGAUGCGAAGCCAUCCAGGACUGUUUACAUCAGAAAUCUUCAGAUAUUGAUGACUACUGGAAAAGUAAAGACCGUGACAAAUUACCACCGCACCAACACUAUGAAGCCGCUCUUAGUAUUGGAUGGUAUGCAUCUAGUGGGUUUGACAGGCCAGAUUGCUCCAAAUGGCGCCAUCUCACGCCUCGGUCUCCUUCAAGCUCCCAAACCAGACCCAGCAUCAACCCCCCGGCUGCAAUACGACCCUGCUCAGCAGCUAACAUGGACGCCUCAUGCAAUGUAUCUUCCCUGCAAGCAGAGCAUGACUAAUUCGAACCAUUGUCCGAUAUGGUCACAUCCUUCAUACCAUUACGAUCUCUUUCCUGCAUCUACUCACAUUUCGCCGCUCGAUCCACCUGAAGAAAUGAUGAUGCACGAUAUCUUCCUGUGGGAUACGACCUCCAUUGAAGUCUUUCAGCCUGUUGGAGCGACUAUUCGCGACCUACCCAAUCGGAUAUUAGAUGGACAAUCAACGAAAGACUCGGCCCCAUCGACUAAUGCAGCAACCACUUCCCGCUCUAUCCCCGGCUCCUUCCCUGGAACAGAAACUUCGUCCACCAACAUGGCAUCCCCCUCUUACCAAUUCCAAUCCGGCCCCGACAUCGUUGGUAUCCGUCCCGCUCCCCACAACCGCUACGGCGGUCGCGGCCGCGGCGUCGGCUGUGAAGGACCUGUCCCAGCCCAACACCCUCGUUGGACGCUCGGCAUGAAGCCUCUCCAAGAAACAAUAUUGGCAAUGUGGAGGGAGCUCCACGAAAAUAACGUUCGUCGAUGGGGCCAGCAUCAAAACCAAGAGACUGGCGCUUUUGAGUCCCCCGAUCACAAAGACACCAUUGUGUUUCCCCUGAACGAAGAAUCCAUUACUGAAGUCCACGUCGAGCAACAGUACCGCGCUUUCAAACUCGUUACGCAGUCUGGUCGUGUUGGCUAUUUCGGGGUGCCGGGGUGCAAAGAUUGGUGGGUUAGGAAGGUGGUGAAGGGAGAGCGUUUCGUGGGAAUUGUGAAAGUCUUGGAUAAAUACCGCAAAGUAUAUACUUUGCGACGGAAGCCGUUUAUGAGCUCGCCGUGGUUGCGGCUCGACGACAACGACGAGAUGCACGACUCGAUUGAGGAACUGCGCAAUCCGCGGCAGGUCAAGAAUGACUUUUUGAAGUAUCUAAAAGAGGAGGUGUUGAAGCUGAACUUCUAUCGUGCGCAUAUGCUGUACUUUAUCGUCGUUAUCGCGAUCUCGUCGGUUAUUGUUUAUGGGCAGGGUCUUGCCAGUGGACCGAAAGAGCUUGGAGGAGAGCACCUGACCUACACCGAUGCGCUGUUCUUGUGCUGCAGUGCUAUGACAACUACGGGGCUCAAUUCGGUUGACCUGGGAGAUCUCUCCGGCUUUCAGCAGGCUACAUUUGCUGUUCUCCUGAUGAUUGGCAAUAUACCAUUCGUCUCUACGGCUGUGGUACUCAUCAGAAGAGCACUAUUCCGCAAGAAGAUGGCAGACGUCGUCAAGCAUUCGCAUACGAUGCAAAGACUCGUGCGAGAUAUUGAGAACAGCAAUUCGGAUCAAAACGAAAGUAGCAGCAGUACCGCGAGUGUGCGGCAGCGACCCAAGGCAAAGUCAAACCAAGCAACAAAGAGUACACAGCAACGAGAUUAUGUGUCGCCACAAGUAGAGAUAAAGCCUGUGUCUAGAAGAAGAACCUAUCACUACGAAACCGGAUUUGGUUUUAUACCAACGCCUUGGGAGAUCAAGUCCGCUCGUAACUUCUUCAGCCGCAUGUUGGACCGCUUCUCUACAGAGCUGAAACCCGAGAGACAUGACUACGUCUCCUUCAAACCGCAUCUCGAUGCUAAGGGACGAUUUCGAGAGCUCAGCGAGCAGGAUCGCAUGGAACUCGGAGGUGUGGAGUAUCGUGCACUCCAGACUCUACUGCUCAUCCUGAUCGGCUAUCAAGUGUUCUGGUACCUGCUUGGUAUUACUUUCUUGCUACCGUAUGCAUAUAGAGAUGAUACCAAGAGCAUAUUGUAUGGAGAACAACCAGGUGGCAUCAACCCAGGAUGGUGGGGCUUCUUUGCUACGGUGACCGAGUUUUCCAAUGGUGGACUCAAUGUGCUCAAUGCCAAUUUCGUCCCCUUCAGCGGAAAUUGGUAUGUCCUACUAGUCGCUGCAUGUUUAGCAUUCGCCGGUCAAACGCAGUUCCCGAUCCUACUCCGCAUCACUAUAUGGAUCUUGAAGAAAUUGUUGCCAAAAGAGUCUCGUAUGAGGAACACGAUGCAAUUCCUCCUACAACAUCCACGACGUUGUUUCAUAUACCUUUUCCCUAAACGCGAAACAGUGUAUCUCUUUGUUGUCCAACUUGGCAUCGACAUCACAGCCUGGCUUUGCUUUGAGAUUUUGAAUAUCGGCAUGCCAGACGUUGAAGGUCUCUCCGCUGGCACUCGCGUUGUGGACGGACUCUUCAUGGCCAGUGGACUACGUACCAGCGGUGCAUACAUUAUCAACAUGAGUUCUCUCGCACCGGCAUGCUUAGUGGCAUACCUCGUCAUCAUGUACGUUUCGAUAUACCCCAUGACGAUGGUACUGCGCAAAACGAACACGUAUGAAGAAAAGUCGAUUGGGCUAGAGCAGGAAGACAACAGUGCUGCUGGUAUUGCAUCACAUCUGCAAAAACAGCUUUCCUACGACAUCUGGUUUCAGUUCUUUGUCUUCUUCCUUAUAUGCUGCAUCGAGCGAGGACAUAUUGUCAAGGCAGAUCCGGGAUUCAGCGUCUUCUCGAUAUUGUUCGAAGUCACAUCAGCAUAUGGCACUGUGGGCUUAAGCCUUGGUGUACCGGGCAAGAACUAUAGUCUGUGCGGCGAUUUUGCGAGCUUGAGUAAAGUCGUCUUGAUGGCUGCGAUGCUGCGUGGCAGGCAUCGUGGCCUACCUCUAGCAAUCGAUCGAAGCAUCCUUUUACCUGGCGAAGAGCUCAUGCAUCGUAUGGAUCAAGAGUACAGCGCGAAGGGUACAGAAGACCCACAAGAAGAAGCAGAGCUUAGGAGUGACAUUGAGAGAAGUGGUGAGCAUCAGCAGAAGCCUCGAAAGGGUGAGCAAGACCCAGAGGACAGGAGAGGAUCGCAACCGAACAAUGAGAAUGGUCAGGAAGAGGGGCAUGAGACAGUCGCACAAUCUAACCCCUGA
Molecule: messenger RNA, 5019 nt
Organism: Alternaria atra
Lineage: Eukaryota; Fungi; Ascomycota; Dothideomycetes; Pleosporales; Pleosporaceae
Exons: 5
Coding region: 1-5019 (1672 amino acids)
Biological process (GO): intracellular potassium ion homeostasis; potassium ion import across plasma membrane
Cellular component (GO): plasma membrane
Molecular function (GO): protein binding; high-affinity potassium ion transmembrane transporter activity
Source: RefSeq, a predicted model, not a curated record